CGACAUCAUAUGAGAAGUCAAAACCCCUUGCACCUAGUUUAGGGUUUAAGCAGCCAAAUCAAACCAUCUCCAAUCCUCGCAAAAAACCAUCCAGUUUCUGCUUCGCUUAACAAUGGCAACCCAAAACAACGACGGAUCAGUGCUUGACCCGAACCCUGUUGUGGCGGAGAUACUGGAACCGAAGCUUGAAAAGAUUGAUACUUUGGACGCUGAAAUUCCGAUUGAAAAAAUUGUGGAAAAGAUCACGUUAGCGGGUGACCUGAACCCUGUUGUGGCGGAUACCCUGGAAGUGAAGCUUGAAAAGAUUGACAAUUUGGACGCUGAAAUUCCGAUUGAAAAAAUUGUGGAAAAUAUCACGUUAGCAGGUGACCCGAAUCUUGCUGUGGCGGGGACACUGGAACCGAAGCUUGAAAAGAUCGACAAUUGGGACGCUGAAAUUCCUAUUGAAAAUAUUGUGGAAAAGAUCACGUUAGCGGGUGACCCGAACGCUGCUGUGGCGGAGACACUGGAACUGAAGCUUGAAAAGAUUGAUACUUUGGACGCUGAAAUUCCUAUUGAAAAUAUUGCGGAAAAGAUCACGUUAGCGGGCGACCCUCUUUCAGUUGACGUGAACGAGAAUGACAAUAAGGAUAACAAUGAUGACGAAGAUGAUAGCGAAAGCGAGAGUGACAGCGAAAGUUCAGAGUCUGAGAGUUCUUCUUCAGCAUCAUCAUCAUCAUCUAGUUCUGAUUCUGAUAGUGAUGAAGAUGGGGAAAUAAAGGAUUCUGAUGAUGAAGAUGGGGAGAUAAAGGAUUCUGAUGAUGAAGAGAUGGUUAGUUGGAGUGAAGCUGAAGCUGAAGCUGAUGUUGAUGAUGAAGAUGAAGUUGUUGUAGGACCAAUUUGGUCAACGAAUGAGAUUCAGAAUUUGCCUCCAGUUCCUACUGUGGACGUGACUUUGGAACCACACCAUAAAAUGCAACCUGUUGGAGUUGUUAUGUCGACUCUUGGUCCUAAAGUCGUUGUCGAAGGAGUGGAGAAGCAUGAACCUCUUAACGAGGGUUCCAUUCUCUGGCUGACUGAAAGCCGCAAACCAUUAGGUUUAGUUGAUGAAAUCUUUGGACCAGUCAAAAACCCAUAUUAUGUUGUGAGAUACAAUUCUGAAAAUGAUAUCCCUGCGGGGAUCCAAGGGGGAACAACUUUGGUCUCAUGUGUUCCCGAAUUUGCUGACCGUGUGCUUAAUCAUAAGGAUCUUUAUAGGAAAGGCUAUGAUGCAUCUGGUCCAAAUGAUGAAGAGUUGUCUGAUGAAGUAGAGUUUUCAGAUGAUGAGAAAGAAGCUGAAUAUAGGAAAAUGCGGAGAAUGACAAAGAGAGGGAAUAGUGAUCAAAAUCCUGGCAAGAAUGGCAAGAAAAGAAACAACAAAAGUAAGUUUUCACUGAAAGAGAUGGUGCUACCUACUCCCCCUAAGACAUCUGCAGCAGCACAGCGUGUGUUACAUACUGCCCCUAAUGCACCUGCAGUAGCACCAUUGGUUAAUCAUGGAAACCAUUCUUCAUUUUUAGGCACUGGACAAGGUGGAACUACCGCAGUUUCUCCAUUUCAACCUUUAAAUGCAGGUCCUAAUUUUGCUGCAAAUGCAAUGUGGCCAAAUCAGACAACAUUUCUACAGCAGUCACAGCUUUCCCUGCUUCCGAAUGCAUUUCCUACAAAUGUCGGGUCAUAUUAUCCACAAAAUACACAAUUUUCUCAUCAGUUUCCUGUGCCAGGAGGUCCAUUUCAACAGCAACUGAAUCCCAGUUACGGAACUCACUUCCCAACUAUGAUGCCUGGGUUGCAGCCCAAUAAUAUAUAUCCACAACAGCCCAAUAUAUAUCCACAACAACCCGUGCAUGCACCGGGGUUUGUGGGUCAAAACCAAAUGCCAUUUGGUUUGAGCUCCCCCUUCCAACCGAAUCAACCAUCGCCUAUCUUUCAAGCACAACAAGGUUCCUUCCAACAGAACCAGCCACCACCUGGUUUCUCACCCACUGAAUUACAGCCAUCGCCUAGUUCUAUUUCUGGCAACCCCUCUCCAUUUCAUCCUGGUUCAUCAGCUAGUCAAGGGAGACCAACAUUCCGUGCUGCAGGAAGGAAAGGGUGGCGGCCUGCUAGGUGAUGUUGAAAUGAUUGGUCGAGUUGGGCCAUUCUGCAGGGAUUGCCCUUGCACAUUUUCCUGUAGCCUCUUGACCUCUUGAAUUAUGAAAAGAAUUCUUGGGAUGAUUCUAAAAGGGAUGAGUGAAGUUCCUGAUUACACAGGGAGGCUGCUGAAGUGGUUCAAAGCUUUCUAUCAAAAGCUUAAAAAAGGUUAGUAUGCCACGGAAUCACAAGUUUGGCUUAACUCUUUAAUAAGCGAGGGCAAUACAUUGUAGAAUGUCUGAGAUUAUAACUUAUGAUUGUAAAAUUAGCUAUUAGAUCAUAAUUAAGUUGAUAAGCACGUAACACAAACCUCAAAGGGGAUGUUUGUUAUAGAUUUUGGCGGAAUUGAUUUUGAAUGAAUUUAUUUCAAUUUAGUUUGUGUUGAGGAAUGAUGUUUAAUAGUGAACUUGAAUGGCUGGUUUUAUUUGAAGAGCUGUGAAUUUUAAUGACUGAUUUUAUUUGAAGUGUUUGUGUUCGAAUGUGAAUACUAGUAUGUUUUCUGAAUUUAAGCACA
Messenger RNA from Vicia villosa (hairy vetch), 2665 nucleotides. RefSeq names its product H/ACA ribonucleoprotein complex non-core subunit NAF1-like. The transcript is spliced from 3 exons. Bases 113 to 2131 code for a protein of 672 amino acids. The record is from RefSeq and is a predicted model, not a curated record. Gene Ontology annotation, cellular component: sno(s)RNA-containing ribonucleoprotein complex. Gene Ontology annotation, molecular function: RNA binding. Lineage: Eukaryota; Viridiplantae; Streptophyta; Magnoliopsida; Fabales; Fabaceae. Gene Ontology annotation, biological process: pseudouridine synthesis; box H/ACA snoRNP assembly; ribosome biogenesis.